Molecule: messenger RNA, 1094 nt
Organism: Cannabis sativa
Lineage: Eukaryota; Viridiplantae; Streptophyta; Magnoliopsida; Rosales; Cannabaceae
Exons: 4
Coding region: 447-872 (141 amino acids)
Biological process (GO): endoplasmic reticulum to Golgi vesicle-mediated transport
Cellular component (GO): TRAPP complex
Source: RefSeq, a predicted model, not a curated record
UUAACAUUUUAGUAUUUCCAAACUACCCACAUUUUAAUAUUAAUCUGAUUAUUAUAUCUGAAAAGUAAUUUAUUAAUUAUCAUAUAUAAAUUUCAGAAUAUAAAAUUAUUUCAAUAAAUAAAUUCUACAAGAUUUUUUUUCCUUUUUCUCUUCUUUUCUUUCUCGAUUAUUCCUCUUCUCAAGCCCAAGGCAUCGCCGUCGACAAUGUGGUCGUCAUCUUUGUGAUGCCGAGUUGGAGGUAGCUUUUGCUUGCGAGGUUGGUGUUCCGGACUUAGGGUUAACGGCAUCGGCGACGAAGGUGAAUAAGCCGAGUUUUGUGUUGUCUACUACGGGGACGGGGGAUGCUUGUGUACCUGGAUUAGAUUCCAGAUCUAAGUUUUCAAGUGACCCCUGGUUCGUAAUUCUCUGUAAAAUUUGUUUCCUAGUGAAGGGGAAGGGCUUUGGAAAUGGCAGCAAUCUACAGUCUCUAUAUUAUUAACAAAUCAGGAGGUUUAAUUUUCUAUAAGGAUUAUGGCUCGGCAGGCCGUAUGGACACCAAUGAUAGCUUGAGAGUGGCAAGUUUAUGGCAUUCGAUGCAUGCUAUCUCGCAGCAGUUGUCUCCAGUUUUGGGUUGUUUUGGAAUUGAGCUUCUCCAAGCUGACACAUUUGAUCUCCAUUGCUUCCAAUCACUAACGGGGACAAAAUUCUUUGUGGUCUCAGAGCCUGGGACACAGCACAUGGAAGAUCUCUUGAAAAGCAUCUAUGAGCUAUACACAGAUUAUGUCUUGAAGAAUCCCUUUUAUGAGAUGGAGAUGCCUAUAAGGUGCGAGCUUUUCGAUAUGAAUCUAACGCAGGCAGUUCAAAAGGAUCGUGUUUCCUUGUUUGGCAGAUGAACUGGUAUUUAGCUAAGCUUAUAUGAUCUGAGUUAUUUCCUUUUUUAUAUGUACAUCUUUGAGCAAUCUCAUAUACUCUUUGAAAACAAUGUUUUGAAUGGCAUUGGCUUUUCUAACAUGAGUAACUGAGAUAUUGUUUAGUUGGGAACUCAUGUUUUCUUCCUUGAGAUCUUCAUAAGGAUUUCACCUUAGCUAUAUACUCUGUAUGCCUAUUCUUGCCUU